Molecule: messenger RNA, 798 nt
Organism: Carica papaya (papaya)
Lineage: Eukaryota; Viridiplantae; Streptophyta; Magnoliopsida; Brassicales; Caricaceae
Product: actin-depolymerizing factor 2-like
Biological process (GO): actin filament depolymerization
Cellular component (GO): actin cytoskeleton
Molecular function (GO): actin binding
Source: RefSeq, a predicted model, not a curated record
CAUCUCUCCCUCCCCCCUCUCUCUCUCUCUCCCUGAGCCCUAGAUUUUCUCGAGACCUUUCUCGCGAUUUCCUCCCUUUCUUCCGGUUUUUUCUCGGGAAAAUGGCGAAUGCAGCAUCAGGGAUGGCUGUGCAUGAUGACUGCAAGCUGAAAUUUUUAGAGUUGAAAGCAAAAAGGACUUACAGGUUCAUAGUUUACAAAAUCGAGGAAAAGGCAAAGCAGGUUGUGGUGGAAAAGCUUGGUGAACCAACUGAUAGCUAUGAGGCUUUCACUGCUAGCCUUCCUGCUGACGAGUGUCGUUAUGCUGUCUAUGACUUUGAUUAUGUGACAGAAGAGAAUUGCCAGAAGAGCAGGAUUGUUUUUAUUGCCUGGUCCCCUGACACAUCCAAGGUGAGAAGCAAGAUGAUUUAUGCGAGUUCGAAGGACAGGUUUAGAAGAGAGCUGGAUGGCAUUCAGGUAGAGUUGCAAGCUACUGAUCCUACCGAGAUGGGUCUUGAUGUGAUAAGGAGCCGCUCUAACUGAAUGUAGAUUUGGCUGCAUGCAACGAUGGAAAACAUAUUAUCUGGUUCACUUUAAUGUAAUGUCUAUAGCAAAUUUGGGACUUAGAACUGGGUCUUGAAUAUUGGCUUGUUGUUGGAGUUAUACCUUUUUCAAAAGUAUUUUGCUUCAUUUGUUAUAUUCGUGGAAUUCAUGGGGUGGGGUAUCCACUCUCUCUGUUGGUGUGAUACUUAUAGACUAAAUAUUAUAUGAUGGCUUUUGGGGCAGAGGCCAUGUUUUAAGUUUUGAUUACCUUUUUUCU